Ceraceosorus guamensis is the source of this 880-nucleotide messenger RNA. RefSeq lists its product as hypothetical. The record is from RefSeq and is a predicted model, not a curated record. NCBI's taxonomy places the organism in Eukaryota, Fungi, Basidiomycota, Exobasidiomycetes, Ceraceosorales, Ceraceosoraceae. The transcript is spliced from 3 exons. The coding region runs from base 261 to 764 and encodes 167 amino acids.
GGACCCUCGAGCGAAGCUUUUGGCGCGUGCCUCGCGCGAAGCCUUGGCGCGAACCCUCGAGCGAAGCUUUGGCGUGAACCCUCGAGCGAAGCCUUGGCGCAAACCCUCGAGCGAAGCUUUGGCGUGAACCCUCGAGCGAAGCCUCGGCGCGUGCCUCGAGCGAACCCUCGAGCGAAGCCUCGGCGCGUGCCUUCGCCCCGCACAGCACGCUGUCGACGUCCGAGGUAAUCUCAGUCGUGCUGGGACGCGAUUCUGCGGUCAUGUGGCUCCGCCAACCGCCUUGCGUGUACGCCUUUCCAUCCAUCCAUCCGUUGGUCGUCUCAUCGGAUCGCAACCUCGCCUUUGUAUAUGCCCUGCUCUCUCUUGACCCCUCAUUCACGAUUGGUGAGUCGCUCUUGGCGCUGACAUUGGCGCAUUCGCGCAUCCAGUGGUGCGAUAGGGGAUGGUUGCGGGGGCGAUACGAGCGAGCGAAUGGAUGCGCGGGCGAGCGAGCAUCGCAUCAUCGACUCCGACGUAGACACAGCGAUGCGAAUGGGGACGAGCUCGGAGGACGCGACCUUACGCUCGGAAUGGAAUGCUGUCGGUUCUGCGUCGUGAGCGUGCGAAUGACCCGCAAUAUGGGAAGAAUGCCGACGAGCGAGCGGUACAACAGCACAGCCACCGACAAUCAGCAAAGCGAGCGAUGCGCUUGCGGUGCAGCCUCCAAGAGGACCGCGAGCGAGGUGAACCCAAUCAACGACCGCAACGCGCGCUCGCUCGCUUGAUAUGCGAUCUUCUAUCCGAUCUUGAGAUUUGACGAUGCACAGCUCACCAUCCUUUUACGUUGUAUUGUGGUCGAGCCCUUUGUGCUGACCUCGGGCCGCCCUGGAAAGGCGUUGUU